This is a messenger RNA of Notothenia coriiceps (black rockcod), 700 nucleotides long. RefSeq names its product FERM domain-containing protein 4B-like. The coding region runs from base 172 to 594 and encodes 140 amino acids. Gene Ontology annotation, cellular component: bicellular tight junction; cytoskeleton; adherens junction. Lineage: Eukaryota; Metazoa; Chordata; Actinopteri; Perciformes; Nototheniidae. The transcript has 7 exons. The record is from RefSeq and is a predicted model, not a curated record. Gene Ontology annotation, biological process: establishment of epithelial cell polarity.
UGGCUCAAUACGAGUGUGUGCGCUACAGUAGUACCGGAGGAUGAACAUGGACAGCGGCUGCACGGCGGCUCCCCUCCCCGGCAAAAGCAGCUGGGGAGAAAGCUGAACGUGGAGAGAUCAAUAUGCAGAGAUAUCUUAUCAAUACAUAAACCGGAUACAAGGAGUGCAAAGAUGACCGAGGGCAGACUGUGCCAAGUGCAGCUGCUGGAGGACAGGAAGCUGGAGCUGCUGGUUCAGCAAAGGCUGCUGUCGUACGAACUCCUCGACCUGGUGUCCUCACACUUCAACCUCAAAGAGAAGGAGUUCUUUGGAAUCGCAUUUUGUGAUGACAAUGGGCAGCGUAAAUGGUUGCAGAUGGACCGCAGAGUUCUUGAACAUGACUUUUCCAAGAAGUCUGGGCCCAUUGCCCUCAACUUCCUGGUCAGGUUCUAUCUAGAAAGCAUCACACAGCUUAAGGACAUCACCACGGUGGAGUUAUUCUUCCUGAAUGCAAAAUCUGCCGUCUACAACGGGAUUAUAGAGGUGGAGAGUGAGAACGUCUUCAAAUUAGCCGCAAAUGCUUUGCAGGAGGCGAAGGGGGACUACACAAGGUAAGUGCAUACUCUCAGCUGGGUAAGAGUUAUUUAACAGCAGCAGGACAUGUUAAUAGAGAGCUCUUAGCGAAGGCAUUCAAUCGUCACAGCAGAAAUCAAUAGCAGUG